GUCGGCGCUGCAGUCUCCGCAGCCGCCCGCGCCGCCCGCCGUCCGCCGGCCUGCGCUCAGUCGUCGCUAGGACGUCGCGCGGCGCGUGCGUCUCCCGGACCGGCGCGUGCGAUGGUGGCGGGUGUAGUACGGCAGUGAUUCUCAGGCCAGAGUGAGCGAGUGUGUGUCUCAGAGAGGCGCAGAAAGAGAACCAUGUGGGACCGGCGCAGCGGCAGCAUCACUCGCGUGGCCGACACUUUGGUGAUCAGUGUGAGCCAGCCGACCGAGGCGGCGCUCUGGGGUGACGGGCCGCCGUCGGGGGACUGUGCGGAGGGCGCCGAGCUCAGGACAGGCAACUGCUCGUCACCGGCGAACGGUGAAUCUCCGCCCGGCAGUGGUACAUGGCUGGGUAGUGACAGUGACUGUGCGGCGAGUCUGGGGUCGGAGGACACCCCUUCUACCCCCGGCCCCGCCCCGGCGGCCAGUGGGGACGGUAUACAGAUCAUCUGUCGGUUCGACUCGCCCCCGCCGCGGCCGUCGCCGCCCUCCUCCCCUCCCCCGUACCCUCCACCUCCUCCUCCCGUCGAGUCGUCACCGACGCUGGCCGCGCUCAGCCACGACGUCAGCGAGUUCAGCAGCAUCAUCGAGAUCGACGGCGACAGUUUCUGCAUCCGCUCCCGGCUGGUGGGUCAGGAGGAGCCGGAACCGGAUCCUGAACCGUCCUCCUCUGCCGCCGGUGACUCUGAGGUCCGCGGUGACCACUCCGACUCGGAGUCAGACUCCGACUCGGACUCGGAUGACGAUACUGCAGUGCUGGUCGCACAGUGUCGCCGGUUCUACGAGUCCCGUCUGGUGUCACGGUGGCCUGCCCUGAUACCGGAGGAGUCGGACGAAUCUCCUGCGGUCCGAGGAGAGACAUUGCUAGAGGAGGAGGAGCACGAGCGGCCGACCAGUGUGGACAGUGGACGCGAGAGCGGCACCGACAGCCGCACGGCUGAUCAGGAGGAGGGCGCGCCGCGGCCCGAGCUGACGGAGGCGCAGACGGAGACACAGACGGAGACACAGACGGAGACACGGAGACAGGAGCAGGCGCAGACUCCGCUGGAGGCCAAAAUGGCACUGCUGCGGCGAGAAGUGAGCUCCCUGAUGCGACAGGACAACGAGCUGUUUCGCCAGCUGCUAAGUCUGCACGACUCCAUCGAGGCCCUGAAGCACGGCGACGGCUCUCUGUCCGCCGGAUCUUCACUGUGCUCCCUGGCAGAUAUUGAGGAGGAGGACACGAUAUCGACACCUUCGACCGACCUCGACCGACAGAGCCAUCUAUCGACGGAAACCGACAACCUAUCGCUGGUGAAAGGCGACUCGGGCUCAGAGCGGUCGUUCUUCUCAGAAAUUCUCCACGUGACCGGAAUGUCGCAGUGGGCCAAAACGCGCCUGCUCGGACCAGGUCUGACUGCGGCGCAGGUGGCGCCACCGUCGCCCCGCCAGGUGGCGCUACCGCCGCACUCUCCCGCUGCCGAGAAGGCUCCUCUGCGGAGACACCGUAAGCAGGGCUCCUGUGACUCUGGUAUUGUGGAUCAGGAGAUUCGCGGCCAGGCCUGAGCACUGCUAUGACGUCAGUGAAAGAAGUCGGUGGUCAUGACGUCCUAAGACAUCAUCUGAUGUGACGUCAUUCGGUAGCCACCGCGUUUCCUGGCCAGCUGCGCAGGCCAGACUUGUGAUACAGCAAAGACUCAUCAAGAGCCAGACUACGUGCUAGUGCGUCACAUCAGCCGCUCCGGGCGGUGUCACAUGACGUGACGUCAGUAGUGGAAGUCGGGCUGUCGUGUCCAUGGCGGAACCCGCGCAAUUGUAUAGUCAAAGGCUGUUGAAUGAUGUGUGAGCGAGUGAUUUGACGACGAACGUGAGAUCUCAGUCACCGUGGGCUGCGAACAGCUGAUUGAUGACGUCAGAGUGACGUCAGAGGUAGUGAUUGAUGAAAACUGUCACGUGAUUGGUUCGCAGUCGUCUGAAUCCUGUGCUUGCAUGAUUUGCUUUGGUUUGUUCCCAUACGCCCCGUGGCUUGUCACCCAUGUCGUACCGUACCCAUGUGAUAACUUAGCUGAAGUCAUAUCAAACCUAACACACCAGAACAUUUACUAACGGCUCCAUAAGAUGGAAAACUUGUAGCAGUCAGGAUACACGCAGCCGGGAUAUUACAUAUUCCGAUGGCACGGUGUAUUGAGUCCCCCCACCCGUCGCAUGGCAAAGAACCCUGUGUUACACUAGCGCCCUGUAUAUGAAUUGUCCGUGUCCUGUAAGAGCUCCGUGCUCGUUGGAACCGUAGCACGCAUUAGGUAGGUAGAUGGCCACCCAUUGAGAUUGUUUGAACUGUGUGAAAUGACAAAUAAACAUGGCUCCUGUGAAA
Amphibalanus amphitrite is the source of this 2386-nucleotide messenger RNA. Its product is annotated as clumping factor B-like. The transcript is spliced from 3 exons. NCBI's taxonomy places the organism in Eukaryota, Metazoa, Arthropoda, Thecostraca, Balanomorpha, Balanidae. The record is from RefSeq and is a predicted model, not a curated record. Bases 193 to 1581 code for a protein of 462 amino acids.